AUGGCACCUGAAACCAAUCGCCAUCCACGCGCCGAUCACGUCGUGCUGUUCCCCUUCAUGGCGCAGGGCCACCUCUCGCCGUUCCGCUGCCUCGCCGCCCUCGUUCGACGCUGCCGCCCCGACGCCCGCAUCACCGUCGUCGCCACCUCCGGCACUGCCGACUCCCUCCGCGCCCAACUCGACGACGAAUGCAUCUCCGUCCAUGCCCUCCCUUUCCGCCCCGCCGAUGCCUCCCAUCAGCUCAUCGACCUCUUCCUCGCCUCGGAGUCGCUCCGCCCAGCGUUCCACCAGUUCAUCGUCGGUCUCAGACGCUCCGACCCCCAGACUGACGUGCACGUCGUGGCGGACAUGUUCGUGGCAUGUACGUCGGACGUAGCCCGCGGCGACCCCGGCGUCACGCACUCCGUCCUGCUCACCACCGGUGGCUACGGCUCCGCGCUCUACUUCUCGCUCUGGAACAGCGUCCCGCUUGUCCCCAACGACGACGAUGACGAGUCCUUCCGGCUGCCGAGCUUCCCGGACAUGAGCGUCCACCGUUCGCAGCUCACGGACCACCUCGCGGCGGCCGACGGCGGCGACGCGUGGUCCACCUUCAUCCGCAGGCAGAUCGCCGCCUUCUCCCGCGCCGACGCGCUGCUCGUCAACACCGCCGAGAAGCUGGAGCCCAAGGGAUUAAGCAUGCUCCGGCAAUGGCUCGACAAGGUCCCUAUAUUCCCGGUCGGGCCGCUGCUUCGGGCAGCAAGUUGGGCAUCGCCAGAGAAGACGACAACGAAUAGCCCCAUCUUGGCGUGGCUCGACAAGCAACGGCCAGGCUCGGUUCUGUACGUGUCGUUCGGGUCGCUGUACACGAUCUCCGCGUCGCAGGCGACGGAGCUGGCAAUGGGGCUCGAGAAGAGCGGGCACAAGUUCCUGUGGGUGGUCCAGCCCGCCGCCGACGUGAACGCCAGCGAGUCGCCGUCGUCGGGCCUUCCGUACGGGUUCGCGGAGAGGAUGGAGUCGGCCGGUCGCGGGCUGGUGGCGCGGUGCUGGGCGCCACAGGUGGAGGUUCUGGCGCACCCGGCCACGGGCGCCUUCCUGACGCACUGCGGGUGGAACUCGGCGCAGGAGAGCCUCGCCGCGGGCGUGCCGAUGGUCGGGUGGCCGCUCUCGGCGGAGCAGUUCUACAACGCCAAGGUGCUGGCGGAGGAGAUGGGGGUGUGCGUCGAGCUCGCGCGCGGCGCGUCGGCGGCCGUGACGAGGGACGAGGUGGCGGGGGCGGUGGAGAGGGUGCUCGGCGAGACGUCCAGAGUGCGCGCCGCGAUGAGGAGGAAGGCCGCGGAGAUGAAGGAGGUGAGAGACGCGGCGAGGGACGGCGACGGCGAGGAGUCGUCGGUGGGAGUGACGCGGAUGUUCUUGGACGCGAUGGCGCGUACGUCGUCGUGCUCGAUCUAG
Hordeum vulgare subsp. vulgare (domesticated barley) is the source of this 1431-nucleotide messenger RNA. Its product is annotated as UDP-glycosyltransferase 92A1-like. The transcript has a single exon. Gene Ontology annotation, molecular function: UDP-glycosyltransferase activity. NCBI's taxonomy places the organism in Eukaryota, Viridiplantae, Streptophyta, Magnoliopsida, Poales, Poaceae. The record is from RefSeq and is a predicted model, not a curated record. The coding region runs from base 1 to 1431 and encodes 476 amino acids.